Molecule: messenger RNA, 1023 nt
Organism: Camellia sinensis
Lineage: Eukaryota; Viridiplantae; Streptophyta; Magnoliopsida; Ericales; Theaceae
Source: RefSeq, a predicted model, not a curated record
CCAUUGGAUUAGAUUCAGAUAUAGUGACUGUAUUUGUAUUUACUUUUUUAUUUGAUGCUUUGCAUUUCAUAAAUUUUCUAGCUUUGGAAUGGAUGGUAUGGUAGACAUUGUGUACAUGAUUGUUGGAUAAAUGAUGCAGGGAUUGUCAAACAGGAGGACAGGUGCAACAAGUAUAUAUUUGGUUGUGUGUAAUGUUAAAAAAGAAGUGCUGUGGCUGCUGCCUGUCAUGUAACAUAUGAAGGAAUAUAUCUUUUUGUUUUAUGUUUUGGUGGAAAACACAUGAUUCUACUGCUUUGAUGCAGAGGUGGCUCAACCAUUAAGCCAUUUACCCUUUCACUCAAGACCCGCCUAAAAAAUAUGUAUAUAAAAAAAUCUUAUUAAUGAAGGUCCCAAUUUUCCGAAGAUAAGGCUUCAUUUAGAUGUUUAGCCUGAAGCUUCAAAAAACCUCGGGCUGCUACUUUGUUCGGUGCCUCAAAGAUUGGAUGAGAUGAGGCACACAGUUUCAGAUUUGUGAACUUGUGAUGCUUUUUUUCAUCACCUGGUUUUGUUUGUGUGAAAAAAGGUUUUUUCACAGGGUAAUGUCUCCUUUAACAGGCUUAACAUGGCAACUCUUAGAAAUCUGAAAAUCAAGACGUCUACUUGCAAACGUAUCGUUAAGGAGAUGCAUUCCUAUGAGAAAGAGGUUGAGAGAGAAGCUGCAAAGACUGCUGAUAUGAAGGAGAAAGGAGCUGAUCCUUAUGACCUGAAGCAGCAGAUGUUUCAGCUACUGCUAGCUGCUUAUUCAACAAUAAGCAUUCAAGAUGCUUCUCUCUUCUUGGGAAUGAAUGAGGAUGAUGCUACAAACUGCAUGUAGACCAGUGAAGACUACAACUUUAAUGCUAAGACAUGAUUUUUGUAUAUAUGUUAGUUUGUGGUUAAUGUUAAGACAUGAUUUUUGGAUAUAUGUUAGUUUGUGGUUAACGUUUUGGAUUUUGGAUAUGUUAAUUUUGUGGGUAAUGGUGAUUGGAUAUUAAUUGAAUGAGA